GGGUGGCGGUCGAAUAGUGUUGUCCCGCCUAGCGGAGAAAUAAGCCGAACAUCCCCAUAAACACUCGAGACUUUAGCUCAAAUUUGGGGAAAUUUUGAAGACCUUGGCAAGAGACGGUCGAACCCGAACCGUCGAGCCCUUUACUUACCGUUAGCUCGAUAGUUGCAAGCAAGGCUAUAUAAAGAUAAACCGUUGCCAGUAUUGUUAAUUGCUGCUUGAGGUGGUAUUUUGGUGAGAGGCUAUCACCCACUGCUGCCAGCUGUUGCACCACAAUGGGAGAGGACGACGCCAUGUACACCGUUCUGCUGCCGACCUACAACGAGCGUGAGAACCUGCCCAUCAUCGUGUGGCUGCUGGUCAAGUACUUCACAGACGCCAAGGUCGAGUUUGAGAUCAUCGUCAUAGACGACGGCAGCCCGGAUGGCACCCUAGAGGCCGCUGAGCAGCUGCAGCGCAUCUACGGCGAGGAGCGCAUCGUGCUGCGGCCGCGCGCCAAGAAACUCGGCCUCGGCACCGCCUACAUCCACGGCCUGAAGCACGCGCGCGGCCAGUUCAUCAUCAUCAUGGACGCCGACCUGUCGCACCACCCCAAGUUCAUCCCGCGCAUGAUCGCGCUCCAGCAGAAAGACAACCUGGACAUUGUCACCGGCACGCGCUACAGCGGCGACGGCGGGGUCAGCGGCUGGGACCUGCGGAGGAAGCUGAUCAGUCGCGGCGCCAACUACCUGACCCAGGUGCUGCUGCAGCCGGGCGCCAGUGACGUGACCGGCAGCUUCCGACUCUACCGGCGGGACGUGCUGCGCCGACUGGUCGACUCGUGCGUAUCAAAGGGCUACGUCUUUCAGAUGGAGAUGAUCGUGCGCGCCACUCGGCUCGGAUACCGGAUCGGCGAGGUGCCCAUCAGCUUUGUGGACCGCGUCUACGGCGAGAGCAAGCUGGGCGGCUCCGAGAUCGUCAACUUCACCAAGGGCCUGCUGUACCUGUUCGCCACCACGUGACGUUCGCGCGGUGAGGGACCGAGACCCGGCGGCGGGGUGCAUUCCAGACGGGUGAGCUCGCGAUGACCCGUCCGCCCGCAGUGUGACACGACGGCCAUUCUAUCGCGCGACUUUGUUGGUGGUUGAGAAUUUAUACAUAAAUAUAUUAUUGUUUCUUACA
This is a messenger RNA of Amphibalanus amphitrite, 1158 nucleotides long. RefSeq names its product dolichol-phosphate mannosyltransferase subunit 1-like (gene Dpm1). NCBI's taxonomy places the organism in Eukaryota, Metazoa, Arthropoda, Thecostraca, Balanomorpha, Balanidae. The coding region runs from base 273 to 998 and encodes 241 amino acids. Gene Ontology annotation, cellular component: endoplasmic reticulum membrane. Gene Ontology annotation, biological process: GPI anchor biosynthetic process; protein O-linked glycosylation via mannose. The record is from RefSeq and is a predicted model, not a curated record. Gene Ontology annotation, molecular function: dolichyl-phosphate beta-D-mannosyltransferase activity. The transcript is spliced from 2 exons.